AUGGUUGUGGCUCUGAUUUCUCUACUUAUCUUCUCCUUAUUCAUCACAUCAAGUGGAGAAAUCUCAGAACAACCUGGAGUAAACUAUGGACAACUAGGUAACAAUCUUCCAACACCAACAACUUCAGUGUCUCUAAUCCAAAACCUCAAAGCCAAACGUGUCAAAAUCUAUGACACAAAUCCAGAAAUCCUUAAAGCCCUCGAAAACACUGGACUCCAAGUUUCAAUCAUGUUACCAAAUCAACUCAUUACCAACAUAUCCUUAAACCAAACAUUCUCAAACCAAUGGAUCCAAUCAAACCUCGUACCAUUUUACCCAAAAACACUCAUUCGUUAUCUUCUCGUCGGUAACGAACUCAUUUCCUCAACAACAAACGAAACAUGGCCUCACAUUGUACCUGCGAUGCACCGAAUCAAACACUCCUUAUCUAUCUUUGGUUUGCUUAAAAUCAAAGUUGGAACCACUUCAGCAAUGGAUGUUUUACAAGCAUCAUUUCCACCUUCAAAUGGAACUUUUAGAAAUGACAUUGCGUUUAGUGUUAUUAAACCCAUGUUGGAGUUCUUACAUGUUACCAACUCUUAUUUCUUCUUGGAUGUUUAUCCGUUUUUUGCUUGGACUUCAGAUCCUAUUAAUAUUAACUUGAAUUAUGCUCUUUUUGAAUCGGAUAAUAUCACGGUUACGGAUCCGAAUACAGGUUUGGUUUAUACUAAUUUAUUUGAUCAAAUGGUGGAUGCGGUUUAUUAUGCAAUGGAGCGAUUAGGGUUUCCGGGUAUUCGGAUCUUUAUUGCUGAAACGGGUUGGCCUAAUGGUGGUGACUUGGACCAAAUUGGUGCGAAUAUUCACAAUGCUGCAACAUAUAAUAGAAACUUUGUGAAGAAAGUUACGAAAAAACCUCAUAUAGGGACACCGGCUCGACCUGGUUCAGUUCUACCAUCAUUUAUUUUUGCUUUGUUUAAUGAAAACUUGAAACCGGGUUUGGGGACAGAGCGUCACUUUGGGUUAUUAUAUCCGAACGGGUCAAAUAUUUAUGAGAUUGACCUUUCUGGCAAGACUCUAGAGUCGGAGUUUAAGACAUUGCCCCCAGCGAAUGAUUAUAAAGGAAAGGUAUGGUGCGUGGUGGUGGAGGGAGCGAAUGAGACGGCCGUUGUGGAGGCAUUGUCAUACGCUUGCUCACAAGGAAACCAAACAUGUGAUUCGGUUCAACCCGGGAAACCGUGUUUUGAACCCAAUUCAGUGGUGGAUCAUGCUAGUUAUGCGUUUAGUUCUUAUUGGGCUCAGUUUAGACAUGUGGGUGGAACUUGUAAUUUCAAUGGUCUUGCCAUCCAAAUUGCAAAGGAUCCAAGUUAUGGAGCUUGCAAGUACCAAAGUGUGACUCUUUGA
Molecule: messenger RNA, 1380 nt
Organism: Vicia faba (fava bean)
Lineage: Eukaryota; Viridiplantae; Streptophyta; Magnoliopsida; Fabales; Fabaceae
Source: the annotation of a GenBank genome assembly